This is a messenger RNA of Onychostruthus taczanowskii (white-rumped snowfinch), 963 nucleotides long. RefSeq names its product serine/arginine-rich splicing factor 4-like. Lineage: Eukaryota; Metazoa; Chordata; Aves; Passeriformes; Passeridae. The record is from RefSeq and is a predicted model, not a curated record. The transcript is spliced from 3 exons. The coding region runs from base 1 to 963 and encodes 320 amino acids.
AUGGAUCUGGAACCUCCGGGCCGGGGCUCCGGGGCCCAGAGAACCCCAAGGACUGGAGGUUUUUGUGCUGCAGACGGUUCCGGGGGUCAGAGCUCUUGUGGUGGUGCUGCCGGCGCCGUGAAUAAAGUCAGGAGAAGAAAAGCGGCCAAACGUGAGAGGGAUGGGGCGGCGGGAGCGGGGAGGGACCGGGUAGGGAGCGGGGAGGGACCGGGCAGGAGCGGCAAGAACCGGGCAGGAGCGGCAGGGACCGGGCAGGGAGCGGCAGGGACCGGGCAGGACCGAGCAGGGAGCGGCAAGGACCGAGCAGGACCGGGCAGGGAGCGGCAGGACCGAGCAGGGAGCGGGCAGGACCGAGCAGGGAGCGGCAGGGACCGGGCAGGACCGGGCAGGGAGCGGCAAGGACCGGGCAGGGACCGGGCAGGACCGAGCAGGGAGCGGAAAGGACCGGACAGGAGGGGCAGGGACCGGGCCGGGAGCGGGCAACAAAGAGCUCGGUCCUCCCGGGCCGCGGGGAAGCGCUCGGUGCGGGGGGAGGAAAGGCUCGGAGAGGCACCGGCUCCAUCCAGCCGCUCCCUGCCGGGCUGGGAGGGAACGAGGGAACCGGGGAGCAGCGGCGGGGAAGCGCCGGGACCGAUCCCGGAGCCCCUCCCGGGGUCACUCCCGGUGCCGGUGCCGCUCCCGGUGCCGCUCCCGGCCCCCUGUCUCUCCUGGAGCCUCUCCCGCUGCCGCUCCCGUAGCCAUUCCCGGUGCCGCUCCCGAUCCCGGAGCCACUCCCGGUACCGAUCCCGAUCCCAGAGCCACUCCCGGUACCGAUCCCGAUCCCGGAGCCACUCCCGGUACCGAUCCCGAUCCCGGAGCCACUCCCGGUACCGAUCCCGAUCCCGGUGCCGCUCCCGGAGCCUUUCCCGGUACCGCGGAGCAGCAGCAGCAGCGCUUCAAAGUGAAAUUCCGGAGGAAAUUUAA